CAGCUCCAGGGCCCCCGGCUGCGACAUGCCGUGCGACGUCUCGGCCCUUGGUUUUCCUUCCAAACUAAAGGGAAUUGUCACCAGAUGUCCACUAGAGCUGAGGCUGAAGAAGGUUAAUAGUGGAGUCAAGUGGAAGGCUGUUAUAUCCUACAAAAAGAAGAUAACUGAAUCUGAGGAUUCAACAUAUGAUUUGAAGAAAUUUGAAUUUAGAGAUCCUUCAUUAGUAGAAAAACAUGUUACAGAAGCGCAGAAUGAGCUGGCAGGUAGUGGGGUAGGAAUAUGUGAUGACCUUAUCACUUUAGAGGUCAUGUCACCAGAUGUGUGUGACCUCACACUGAUCGAUCUACCUGGAAUUGCAAGAGUCCCAGUAAAAGGACAACCCCAAGAUAUUGGAGAUCGGAUAAAAGAUCUGAUUAUGAAAUUUAUUGAGAAGCAAGAGACUAUAAACCUGGUGGUGGUCCCUUGUAACAUUGACAUUGCAACAACAGAGGCAUUAAAAAUGGCACAAGAAGUAGAUCCUAAGGGCAGAAGGACUGUCGCUAUUUUGACCAAGCCAGAUCUCAUAGACAAGGGAACAGAGGAGGACAUACUGAAAAUUGUCCACAACAAAGUGAUUCCUCUCCGCAAAGGUUACACCAUGGUGAAGUGUAGAGGACAACGGCAGAUCGAUGAGAACAUUCCUCUGGAGGAGGCGACACAAAUGGAGAGAGAUUUCUUCCAAAACCAUGACUAUUUCAGAGAUCUCUUGCAUGAGGAUAAAGCGACUAUUAAAUGUCUUGCUGUAAAGCUGACUCAGAAUCUUGUUGAUCAUAUCAAAAAAUCACUGCCAAAGCUCAAUCAGAGGAUUGAAGAAAGGUUGUGGGACGUGAAGAAUGAGCUUAAGGACUACGAGACUGGACCACCAGAAGAUCUUGAGGCAGCUAAACAGUUCCUCGUUGAAAUCCUAAAAAGAUUCGGUGAGCAAAUCGACUCCUUAUCAUCAGGGGAAGAUAUGAGUAAGGAAAACUUGUUCGUCCAGCUUCGGGCUCAAUUCAAGAAGUGGAAUGAUCAUCUUAACAGCACAAAAACAACCUUCAGCAAUUCAAAAGAGUUGAGCCAGACUAAGAGAGGGAGGCAACUGCUCGGAUUCAGUAACUACAAAUUGUUUGAGUCGCUUCUGCAAAAACAUGUGGCCAACCUUAAGAAGCCAGCCGUUGAAUUACUCAGUGCCAUCAAAGACAUCAUCAUCACACAUUUGACUGACGUGGUGAGUCAGUGUUUCAGGAACUACUCUGUCCUUCAAAAGAUAGCUAAGGACAAAAUCCACAACAUUCAGUUAACCCAGCAAAAAAAGACGGAGCAGAGGAUCUCAGAGCAGUUUGAAAUGGAAAACGUGGUCUACACUCAAGAUCCCACCUACUUAAAGUUCUUGAAUGAGAUUACGAAUGAGAAGUUUUCAGAAGAUCAGUUACCUGGCUUUGACAAAAAAUGCAAGUACAGUAAAAUGCUGGAGGCGUAUUAUGAGAUUGUGGUGCAGCGAAUGGCUGACCAACUGCCCAUGAUGAUCUUGUUUUUCAUGUUGAAGCAGACUGCUCAGCACCUGUCUACUGACAUGUUGACUUUACUGGAUGGGGCAAAUGUGAGAGAGCUCCUGUCCGAGGAGACUGAUGUCAGCAGAAAGCGCAAAGAACUACGAGAGCGCCGGGAUCGUUUGAGUGCUGCUCAGGGAGUACUUAACACUUUUUCUAUUAACUAGAGGGUAUUAUCUGAAAAUUCACAUAAUAUAUGUGUCAACUUCUAAACAAAAAAACAUUUUCCAUAAAUAAACCUAUAUACCGUUUUCUUCAGAAUAUUAAAAUAUACAUACAGAAACCCACAUUUUUUUUGUUACUCACAAAAUUGGCUAAAGCAGGGCCGACAAAAUUUGUUUUAAAUAGCUAAAUGCCUCAGUGCGUUAUCUACAAGUUGGUCUAACUUAAGAUUAUAGCUCUAACUUGACAUUUACUUAUUUUUUGGGCUCAUUUAAUUGUAAAAAAAAAAAUGCUAAUAAAAUAUAUAUUUCGAAUUUUUGAGGGCCAGAGAUGUAUGUAUAAGAUUGUGUACACUGAUGCUGCAACGGUCACCAGCACUCCACAUCAGACUAUCAUGAUUCCCUCACAACCACAUUUCCCAUAACUCAUUGCCUGGACAUAUCCCUAAUGGCACACACGUGUCUCAUUACUAAACCUAACGCAGGUGUUGAUCACCUUAGUAUUGUCUUAAUCUACAUCUCUUUCCCUUCACCCCCUCUUCCCCAUCUCUUCAUCUCCUAUGCCAAAAAUCGAUAUAACGUGAACAACUAUCAAACACAGUUUUCAAACAAAGUAUCAUACAAAUACAUGUUUGGUGUCAUUCGAAAUGUCUUUGCGACUGGUCUCAUCCCCACAGAAGUAAACCAAAAGAUGACAAAAGGCUUUAAUAGUUUAGAGAUAUGUCUGAGUAUGUUAAGAAAUAUUGUGAAGGGUUGGGGGUCAAAAUCCCUUGCCUCUUCAAUUUAAAUAUAUCCUUUUUCCUAACAAGAACUAAUCAAGUUAUGUAAUCAUUUCUAUAUACACUAAUCAAGUUAUAGAAUCAUUCCUAAAUGCAAUAAGUGAUUUUGUUGUAUACUUUUGUUGUAUGCCUUUCUGCUAGUAUCUUUCUAAAUGUAUGAUGGUGUCUGUGACUAAUCUUCUGUGGCCCUGGGCGAGGACCGUCAAUACAGGCUCUUUGUAUGUCUGAAGCUAAUAAACGAAUGAGGGUAAGCCUGAAGAAGACAAUAAUCUUGAUUGAUGUCAACACACUCCUAUAUCUAUUCAUAAGUGUAUAAUUGUUUAGACUUUAUGUUCUCUUAGCCAAUCAGAAGUGAAUCUUUAUGGAAUGUAUGCCCUUGGAAAUGGUAUAACUGGUGUACUAUUUUUGUGUAUGGUAGAGUUAGCUUGCGACCUCUUCGUGAGACUUUGACUCUGGCUCUACCAAUUUAACCGCAAACUAUACUAUUCAGUAAAUGUGACUUUUUUUGAUUGAAA
This is a messenger RNA of Pimephales promelas (fathead minnow), 3023 nucleotides long. The record is from RefSeq and is a predicted model, not a curated record. Lineage: Eukaryota; Metazoa; Chordata; Actinopteri; Cypriniformes; Leuciscidae.